CGCCGAGCCAGCGAGCCGCCGGGUAGAGCGCCCGCGGAACGACCCUGCUAGCCUCCCACUUCCGGCGCGCUCGCCUGGCCCGGGCCUCCAGAGCGGCCAACGGGGCGCGGCCGUGCCUAGAGAGGGCGGAAGUAGGGGGCGGAAGGAACCGGAAGCUCCCGUUGCCAUGGUGGCCGCAUGGGCCUAGGCCGGGCCUGGGGCGUGUGGAGGGACCCGCCGCGAUGACUCAGGCCGAGAUCAAGCUGUGCUCCCUCCUGCUGCACGAGCACUUCGGGGAGAUCGUGGAGAAGAUCGGGACGCAGCUGCUGCGGGCGGGCGGGCAGGCGCUGCGGGGCAUCGCCGGCGGCACCGGGCUGCUGCUGGACCAGGUGAAGAAAGCCCUGUGCGUCCUGAUCCAGCACAACCUGGCGACGUUCCGGCCGCGCCGCGGCGGCGUGGAGUACGAGGCGCAGUGCGGGCGCAUCCUGCGCAUCCUGCGCUACCCCCGCUACAUCUACACGGCCAAGACGCUGUACGGCGACACGGGCGAGCUCAUCGUGGAGGAGCUGCUGCUCAACGGCCAGCUCACCAUGAGCGCCGUGGUGAGGAAGGUGGCCGACAGGCUCACCGAGACCAUGGAAGACGGGAAAACCAUGGAUUACGCCGACGUCUCCAGCACCUUCGUGCGCCUGGUGGACACGCACUUUGUGCAGAGGUGCCCGCUGGUCCCCGAAGGUCCCCAGAGCCCCGAGGUGCCGCCUCCCCCGGCACCCACCCUGCUGAGCAGCGACAAGGACAUGUACACGGUGCCGCGGCUCAGCCUCGUCGGGAAGGGGAAGCGGAGACGAUCGUGCGAGGAGGAGGACGGUGAACCCCGGGUCAAGAAGCAGAAGCAAGAGGGAGAAAGCUCCGAGGCUCCCCCCGACGACGGCAUUUACUGGCAGGUCAACAUCGACCGCUUCCACCAGCAUUUCCGCGACCAGGCGAUCGUCAGCGCCGUGGCCAACCGCAUGGACCAGGUUGGUGCGUCCGAGGGACUCGCGCCCCUCGGGGCGGAGGUUCCUCACCCUGCAGCUCUUUCCUUUGCCCCGACACCGCAGACCAGCAGCGAGAUCGUGCGGACGAUGCUGCGCAUGAGCGAGGUCACCACGUCCUCCGGCGCGCCCUACACGCAGCCGCUCUCCUCCAACGAGAUAUUCCGGUCCCUUCCCGCCGGGUACAACAUCGUGAAGCAGGUUCUGGACCAGUACCUCGCGCUGCUGGCCGACGACCCCCUGGAGUUUGUGGGUAAAUCCGGAGACAGCGGCGGGGGCAUGUACACCGUCAACCUUCACAAGGCCCUCGCGUCCCUGGCCACGGCCACGCUGGAGUCCGUCGUGGAGGAGAGGUACAAACAGCCGUUUUUUCAAGACUUUUGCCCCUUUCCCCUCCACGUGACCGGUGUUCCCGCCCCGCGCAGGUUCGGGUCCCGCUGCGCCAGGAUUUUCCGGUUGCUCCUGCGCAAGAAGCACCUGGAGCAGAAGCAGGUGGAGGAUUUCGCCAUGAUCCCGGCCAAGGAGGCCAAGGAGAUGCUCUACAAAAUGCUCUCGGAGAGCUUCGUGUCCCUGCAGGAGAUCCCCAAGACCCCGGACCACGCACCGUCCCGCACCUUCUACCUCUACACCGUGAACGUCCCCGCGGCCGCGCGGAUGCUGCUGCACCGCUGCUACAAGAGCGUGGCCAACCUGAUGGAGCGGCGCCAGUUCGAGACCAAGGAGAACAAGCGGCUGCUGGAGAAGUCGCAGCGCGUGGAAGCCAUCCUGGCCUCCAUGCAGGCCACGGGCGCCGAGCCCGCGCAGCUGCAGGAGAUCGAGGAGAUGAUCACGGCCCCCGAGCGCCAGCAGCUGGAGACCCUCAAACGCAACGUCAACAAGAUCGACGCCAGCGAGAACCAGGUGGAUGAAACCAUCUUUGUGCUGGAGUCCUUCAUCGAGAGCACCGUGAAGAGGCCCUGAGGGGCGGGGGGGGACACGGAGGGGACAAUAAAGCCAAAAUCACCCAU
Molecule: messenger RNA, 2020 nt
Organism: Columba livia (rock pigeon)
Lineage: Eukaryota; Metazoa; Chordata; Aves; Columbiformes; Columbidae
Gene: POLR3C
Product: RNA polymerase III subunit C
Exons: 13
Coding region: 222-1973 (583 amino acids)
Biological process (GO): DNA-templated transcription
Cellular component (GO): RNA polymerase III complex
Molecular function (GO): single-stranded DNA binding
Source: RefSeq, a predicted model, not a curated record